Messenger RNA from Nothoprocta perdicaria, 1311 nucleotides. It is a transcript of the gene RGMB, whose product is annotated as repulsive guidance molecule BMP co-receptor b. The record is from RefSeq and is a predicted model, not a curated record. Bases 1 to 1311 code for a protein of 436 amino acids. Gene Ontology annotation, molecular function: coreceptor activity. The transcript is spliced from 4 exons. NCBI's taxonomy places the organism in Eukaryota, Metazoa, Chordata, Aves, Tinamiformes, Tinamidae. Gene Ontology annotation, cellular component: plasma membrane. Gene Ontology annotation, biological process: BMP signaling pathway.
AUGACAACAGAAACAGUCACUGCAGAGGCCGGAGGAACGGAAGCCUCCUGGUGCAAAGGCACCGGGCACGUGCAGGGGUGCCCCAGCGCCACGAAGGCUCACGCAGGUCCUGGCAGAGAGGUGCACGCCAAGAACCACAGCUCAGAGCUCAGAGGCGACUGCCAGCCGCCGACGCACUGCCGCAUCCAGAAGUGCACCACGGACUUCGUGGCCCUGACGUCGCAGCUCAGCCCCGCGCUCGAUGGCUUCGACGUGGAGUUCUGCAAGGCGCUGCGUGCCUACGCCGCCUGCACGUACCGCAACUCCAAGGUGUGCCGCGGCAACCUCGUCUACCACUCGGCCGUGCUGGGCAUCAGCGACCUCAUGAGCCAGCGGAACUGCUCCAAGGACGGGCCCACCUCGGCCACGCACCCCGCGGCCACGCACGAGCCCUGCCACUACGGCGCCCGCGCCGCCGAGCCGCCCGCCUACCUGUUCUGCGGCCUCUUCGGCGACCCCCACCUCAGGACGUUCGGGGACCACUUCCAGACGUGCAAGGUGGAAGGGGCCUGGCCUCUCAUAGACAAUAACUACCUGUCGGUGCAAGUGACGAACGUGCCCGUGGUGCCGGGAUCCAGCGCCACUGCGACAAAUAAGAUAACUAUCAUCUUCAAGUCGUACCAGGACUGCACGGAGCAGAAGGUGUACCAGGCCGUGACUGACGACUUGCCCGCGGCCUUCGUGGACGGCACGACGAGCGGGGGCGACGGCGGCACCAAGAGCCUGCGGAUCGUGGAGAGAGCGAGCGGCAAGUCGGUGGAGAUGCACGCGCGGUACAUGGGCACCACGGUGUUCGUGCGGCAGCUGGGCCGCUACCUCACGCUGGCCAUCCGCAUGCCGCGGGAGCUGGCCAUGGCCUUCGAGGAGAGCCAGGACCUGCAGCUCUGCGUGAACGGCUGCCCGUCGGGCGAGCGCAUCGACGCGGGCGGCCGCCUGNUCUCCCGGGAGAGCGCGCCGCGGUCGGGCUCCACGCCCGAGUCGGGCCAUGUCUGCGCCGCGCGCGCCCGCGCCGCCUACACGCUGGAGAGCGCCACGGCCGCCUGCCACGACAAGAUGCGCGUCAAGGACAUCUACUUCCACUCGUGCGUCUUCGACCUGCUCACCACGGGCGACGCCAACUUCACGGCGGCGGCGCAGAGCGCGCUGCGCGACGUGCAGGCGCUGCACCCGCGCCGCGAGCGCUGGCACAUCUUCCCCAGCGGCGCCGCCGCGCCGCGGCCGCCCCGCGCCGCCCUCGCGCUCGCCGCCUUGCUCCUCCGCGCCCUCCUGUAG